AGCUGGCCGCCGGGGACCAGGUCCCUCCCGCGAGCCGAAGUGAUGGAGGGGAAGAUAUCUUCUUAGACACACAAGCGCGCGCACAUCCCGCUGGGCACGUCUCCAGGAGGCUGCAGCCGGCUCCAGCGCGCCAGGGACCGGGCGGCGGCUGUGACAGAGCGAGCGGCGGGGAGUCCGCGGUCCGCACAGCUUGGCACCGGCCACCGGAGGACGCAGAGAGAGGGAAGAUCUCCGCCUCACUGACUGUUGCUCUUUUGGAGGCAUCUCCAAGGACCGAGCUUCCUGACAUUGUCACCGCGGACGCCCGAGGCUCUGCCCCUCGCGUGCGGAGUCCGGGUCGGGUGUCGGUGCCCGCGCCGGGCGAGGAGAAUGCGAACCUCCUCCAGCAGAGCUCCUGCGGUCCCCUUCACUGCGCGGACUCGGGCUCCCGCAGCUGCCCCAGACGUGCUCGCGCCGCGGGAGCGCGCCCUGCCGCACCGGGCUCCAGCCUCCUAGGGAAGUGCGGGAAACGCGCCCUAAACUCCACUACUUCUCUUCCCUACCUCUCUGGCUUGCCGCUCCCAGCCCCAGACACCGCAGCCGCCGCUGUCGCCGCCCCAGAGUGGAAGCCCGGGUACUGUGCUGCUUGUCUGCUCUGCUCUGCUCGCCGGCUCGCUCCUAGCUGAGCAUCCCAAACUACUGGACAACUGCCACUGCGAUCGCGGGAACCCCUCGGUUGAUCCUGUGCGACUGGUCUGGGCCACCACUUUCCCAGACGAGGCUGUCACCACAAGGGACGACGGUGAGUGAGCACCACGCGCUGCUGGCCUCGCGCGGGAGAGAGGAGAUAACCAGGCCCAACUGGCUUUAGACUGGUGCUUUCUGCUGCCCACCUCAGGAUCUUCAACAGCCAGCUGACACUCUCAGAAACCAGACAACCCACUUUGUCAUAUUUGGAAGUCUUUCCUCCGUAUAUACAGAACUUCCUGGAUGAGCAUAAAGAUGUGAAGGUGCUCACAGGGAAGAACAGGAGAACCAGGAGGUGAGGAGAGACCAUGAGACAACCACUAGCCAGAUAAUCCUCUUAGGAGUAACUGAGGCGUGUCUGAAUGUAGGCUGCUGCAGUCCUGAAGGUUGAUGGAGGGCCAUGCUAUUCAAACAGCAGGUGUGGCUGAGACAGAAGCUCCUGGUGCUCGGAAGCCUUGCUGUUGGGAGCCUCCUGUAUCUAGUUGCCAGAGUUGGGAGCUUGGAUAGGCUCCAGCCCAUUUGCCCUGUUGAAAGUCGAUUUGGUGGUGCCCAAAACCAGGCUGAGUUCCCACUCCGAGCCCUGCAGUUUAAGAGAGGCUUGCUGCAUGAGUUCCGGAAGGGCAACUCUUCCAAAGAGCAGGUUCGCCUCCAUGACCUGGUCCAACAGCUCCCCAAAGCCAUCAUCAUUGGGGUGAGAAAAGGCGGCACAAGGGCCCUGCUGGAGAUGCUGAACCUCCAUCCUGCAGUGGUCAAAGCUUCCCAAGAGAUCCACUUCUUCGACAACGAUGAGAAUUAUGCCAAGGGCAUUGAGUGGUACAGGAAAAAGAUGCCUUUCUCCUACCCCCAGCAAAUCACAAUCGAAAAGAGCCCGGCGUAUUUCAUCACAGAAGAGGUUCCGGAAAGGAUUUACAAGAUGAACUCAUCCAUCAAGCUGUUGAUCAUCGUCAGGGAGCCGACCACAAGAGCGAUUUCUGAUUAUACUCAGGUGCUAGAGGGGAAGGAACGGAAAAACAAAACCUACUAUAAGUUUGAGAAACUGGCUAUAGACCCUAAUACCUGCGAGGUGAACACGAAAUACAAGGCGGUGAGGACCAGCAUAUACACAAAACAUCUGGAGCGCUGGCUGAAGUACUUCCCCAUUGAACAGUUUCACAUCGUGGAUGGGGAUCGUCUCAUCACAGAACCUCUGCCGGAACUACAGCUGGUGGAGAAGUUCUUAAACCUUCCUCCGAGGAUAAGUCAGUACAAUUUAUAUUUCAAUGCUACCAGAGGGUUUUACUGUUUGAGAUUUAACAUUAUCUUUAAUAAGUGCCUAGCGGGCAGCAAGGGGCGCAUCCAUCCAGAGGUGGACCCCUCCGUCGUUACCAAACUGCGCAAAUUCUUUCAUCCUUUUAAUCAAAAAUUUUACCAGAUCACUGGGAGGACAUUGAACUGGCCAUAAAAUAAUAUAGCAAACAACACCAUGUGUUGUACCUAGAGACGCACGGCGUCCCCUCUACAUUAAAAUAUGCACUUUCCCAGACACAACUCCCCAAUUCAUUUUUCCAUAAAUAUUUGUACAUAUGCAGUGUGUGACCAAAUAUGAGAUCAACUGUUUUUCUACUGAAACUUUACAAAAAAAUAAAUAACAAAUGGCUGUCUACAUGGUUGCAUCUUUAAAGCUAUUUACAGAAAGAAAAUAAAAGGGAAAAAAAAGGGCUGAUGGGACUGGUGAAAGUGACUUCAGAUAUUCUCGUCAGUCUUCCUUUGACUCAGAACUGUCACCUGCUAUUGUCAGAUUUAAGCCAAAAGAUGAAUGUGUGAAAAUGUACCAAUGGCUACGAAGCUUCAGGAAGUAGAGGAUUCGGUUUUAUGGUUCCUUUGUUUGUUUUGUUUUGUUUUGUUUUGUUUUUGUCCUAAGCAUUGGCUCUUUAAUUCAAAUACUGGAUUGGUGCCAUGAAAACAGAAUAUGCUAUUUUCUUAUAAUUUAAAAGAAUGUCUUAGCUCAUAAAAUUGACACUGUUUCAAAGUUCUUGGGGUGAUUUUGCACUAUUGUUUCCUCGUACGGACCACGGUGUCAGUUGUAGCAUGUCAGUCACGCGUUGGAGAAUCACUACAUUCUUUACUUCCAUGUUAUAUGUCAACAAAGAAAAAUGUCCUGUAGAUAUUUGUAAAUGAUGUAAAUACUCGUUUCACACUAAGUAAUUCUAUUUUGUAAACUGAAUAUGGCUAUUUAAUUUAUUGUGAAAAUUAAAUUUAUUGUGGUAUUUAAAACGGAAUGGAUUAAAAUUACACGAUGUGCAACUUUCCUUAAAAA
Mastomys coucha (southern multimammate mouse) is the source of this 3022-nucleotide messenger RNA. It is a transcript of the gene Hs3st5, whose product is annotated as heparan sulfate-glucosamine 3-sulfotransferase 5. The record is from RefSeq and is a predicted model, not a curated record. NCBI's taxonomy places the organism in Eukaryota, Metazoa, Chordata, Mammalia, Rodentia, Muridae. Gene Ontology annotation, molecular function: [heparan sulfate]-glucosamine 3-sulfotransferase activity. The transcript has 5 exons. The coding region runs from base 1127 to 2167 and encodes 346 amino acids.